Messenger RNA from Cryptomeria japonica (Japanese cedar), 651 nucleotides. RefSeq lists its product as uncharacterized. Lineage: Eukaryota; Viridiplantae; Streptophyta; Pinopsida; Cupressales; Cupressaceae. The record is from RefSeq and is a predicted model, not a curated record.
UUGGGACUGGCCAUCAGAGGAGUUACUGCUGGUCAUUUUCCAGCAGCCACGUUCAUACUGGUCUCAAUGGGUAGUACCUUUAUUUUACUGGUAGGAUGGAGAACACUGUUCACAUCUGUCUUUCCUAAUGAUGAGCAGAACAGAAAGAAAAGAGAGAUUUACAAGCAAGGAAGUCCACUAGAAUUUUUUGAGCUGCUUACUUCUUUAGUGAGGCGGUGGUAAUCAUUUAUGGUAUAUAUUGCCAGAGAACUGUAGAUUUGCUGUCAAACUUGUUUUACCCAGUCCUUUUUCUCUUACAAGGACGAUGAUUUAGCAGUCAUCUGGCAUUUGAAUUGUUUCCAAGGAUCCUUAUCUUCUCUCUCCCAUUCUGCUUUAUUGUAUUACCUUAUAACUCUUCUAGUAUUGUGCUCUACAUGCCUGACAGUAUCCAAUAGUUCCAAUUGAUCCACAAAUAUAUAAAUAUAAAUUCAGAGGAAAAGCAAAUAGUUAGGCAAUGGCAUUUUCUAUUCCUUUACACACAGCUGACACUAAGGAAUCUAUUCUUGUUUUUGAGAAUUUGUGCUAAAAGACAUAACAUUUGUUGUAUUAGAAUAUAACUGUGAUUAAUUGUAAGAUUUGAAUAAAGGAAAAUAGAAUAAUCUUACUGGACAA